Molecule: messenger RNA, 1728 nt
Organism: Letharia columbiana
Lineage: Eukaryota; Fungi; Ascomycota; Lecanoromycetes; Lecanorales; Parmeliaceae
Exons: 4
Coding region: 1-1728 (575 amino acids)
Biological process (GO): carboxylic acid metabolic process; sphingolipid catabolic process
Cellular component (GO): endoplasmic reticulum
Molecular function (GO): sphinganine-1-phosphate aldolase activity; pyridoxal phosphate binding
Source: RefSeq, a predicted model, not a curated record
AUGUCUGAUGAUCUCAACAUGAUGGGAAGCUCUCGUAUGCCUGUAAGUCUUCGGACGGCGCUACCGUCUACAAAGAACAGCCCGAGAGGCAAUUAUCUCAAUAUAGGCACUGAGAUUCUCCGUAACCUGAUCUUCUUCUCUUUUCUCUUACGAUGGACAAGAAAAGGUGUCUUGCAGCUCAAAGGCCGCGGGCUCUUCGGGACAGUGGCGGAGGCGUACAUCUCGAUACGACGGACGCUUUACGGCAUAUUCCUGAAAAGUCCUGGCGUACGUAGCCAAGUACAAAAGCAAGUCACUGAAGCAAUUACCAAACUCGAAGGAAAGCUAGUCCCUCAAGGGCCUGGCAUAAGUCGAUACCUCACGCUACCGAAGGAAGGAUGGACCGAGCAGCAAGUGAGGGCAGAGCUGGAAAUACUUGGUGGUAUGGAGCAUACACGCUGGGAGGAUGGCCUUGUUAGCGGAGCGGUUUACCAUGGCGGGAACGAAUUGAUCAAGCUACAAUCAGAGGCCUUUGAAAAGUUCAGCGUUGCAAAUCCAAUACAUCCAGACGUCUUUCCAGGAGUACGAAAGAUGGAGGCGGAGAUCGUCGCUAUGGUCCUUGCCAUGUUCAAUGCACCAGCUGGAGGAGCUGGAGUUACUACGAGUGGUGGCACGGAGUCAAUAUUAAUGGCGUGCUUGAGCGCUAGGCAGAAGGCGCGCGCAGAACGUGGCGUCACUGAGCCUGAAAUGGUAAUACCAGAUACUGCUCACGCAGCGUUUCGCAAAGCUGGCGCUUACUUCGGUAUCAAGGUUCACCUGGUAGCCUGUCCGGCACCAACAUACAGUGUACACAUACCCGGUGUUUCUCGUCUAAUCAACAGCAAUACCAUACUUCUCGUUGGGUCUGCCCCAAACUUCCCUCACGGCAUCGUUGACGACAUUACAUCUCUAUCCCGCCUCGCUCUCCGCAAGAAAGGAUCUCUGCCUCUUCAUGUCGACUGCUGUCUCGGCUCCUUCCUAGUCCCUUUUCUCGCACGCGCGGGUUUCCCGACUGUCCCGUUUGACUUCACCCUGAAAGGCGUCACAAGCAUCUCCUGCGACACCCACAAAUACGGCUUUGCGCCCAAAGGAAAUUCUGUCCUUCUUUACCGGACAUCGGCGCUCCGCACGUACCAGUACUUCGUCUCCGCCGACUGGUCUGGAGGCGUGUACGCCUCACCGAGCAUUGCAGGCUCACGUCCUGGUGCUCUCAUUGCCACCUGUUGGGCUAGCCUAAUGUCUCAAGGCGAAAGCGGCUACAUCGAUAGCUGCCAUAAAAUAGUUGGCGCUGCUAAGAAAAUUGAAUCAACCAUCCGAGAGCACCCCUCUCUGCGGGACGAUCUCACUGUCAUGGGAAAGCCGCUCGUCAGCGUUGUCGCUUUCACGUCGAGAACUCUCAACGUGUACGAUCUUGCCGAUGCUAUGUCGAGUAAAGGAUGGCAUCUAAAUGCCUUACAAAGGCCACCAGCCAUUCAUGUUGCUGUAACGUUACCAGUUGUCGCUGCCGUGGACAAACUUCUCGGAGACCUUGUGGCAGUGGUAGAAGAGGAGAAGGAAAAGGAGAGGGUAAGAAUUGUGGAAGGCAAGGGAGCAAAGGGCGGAGCGAAAGGCGAUGCGGCGGCGUUGUACGGUGUCGCCGGGAGUCUCCCGAACCCGAGUGUGGUCAACAGUCUGGCUGAGGGUUUCUUGGACACGCUGUAUAAAGCCUGA